This is a messenger RNA of Fimicolochytrium jonesii, 1961 nucleotides long. RefSeq names its product acyl-CoA N-acyltransferase. Lineage: Eukaryota; Fungi; Chytridiomycota; Chytridiomycetes; Spizellomycetales; Powellomycetaceae. Gene Ontology annotation, biological process: regulation of DNA-templated transcription. The record is from RefSeq and is a predicted model, not a curated record. Gene Ontology annotation, molecular function: histone acetyltransferase activity. The transcript has a single exon. Bases 263 to 1744 code for a protein of 493 amino acids.
UAAAAUGUCGUGAUAGUUUCCCCACUCGUCCGAUUCCGAACUCGGUUUCAACCUUUUCAACGCAACAGCAGCAGCACAGCAACCAAAUACGGACAGAUAGACCGACUCAGAGACCGACUGGCUUCGGGCACAUAGCAAGCAGCGCCUUACCACAUUGUUGGUGAUACGAGAUUUGAGAAAGGGUCGGAACACGAAAUCCUCGUCGUCGUCACCUUCGAAUUGCACACAGUUCUCCCCUACCGCCUGAACACAUAUAUAGUACAUGCUAAGCCCGGAGGAAUUCAUACCCCAGGCGGUGGGGGCCCGCCUCCCCGUCAACAAAGUAUCGGUCGUCAACGGCGAGGAACAACAGCAUUGGCAGAAAGCCGAGAUUCUAUCUAUCCGUAAUGACGAACCAAACAGCAAACAUCCCGUGGAGUUCUACGUCCAUUACGAAGGGUUCAACAAACGAUUAGACGAAUGGGUACCGCUUUCCGCUCUUGAUCUGUCCAAAGUCAAGUUCGGGAAAACACAGAAAAAAUCAGCUCCUAAUGCCGUGCCUGGAGCAAAAGGCACGACCGUGGCAGCCCCGCCCGUUACGCCGAGUGGGAACCCGGCUUCGAGAGUAGAAGGGAGUGGGUCCGGCGCUGCGUUUGGCGUUCCGCACAAUGCCAUCGUACCGCAGAAACGAAAACGGCCAGACCGGGACCGGACGCCGUCGGAAAAGCAGUCGCAGGCGACACCCAUGGACACGACGAGCGAGCAGGCUAGCCAGGAUGCCGGCAAUGUGGAGGGAGGCGAAGGCGGAGAGGAAGGCGGGGAAGAGGAGGACACGUUCUCGAAAGAGAAGGAGCUGGAGAAGCUGCGCGUGGGCGGGUCCAUGACCCAAUGUUUAACGGAGGUUGCUCGUUUGAAGAACAUCAACAAGAUCGUGAUGGGCAAAUACGAGGUGGAGGCGUGGUACUUCUCCCCUUAUCCCGAAGAGUUCUCGCAACUUCCGCGCAUCUACCUCUGCGAGUUUUGCCUGGAAGCAGUAGGAUCCGCACGGCAGUUUGAGCGGCAUCGCGCCAAAUGCACGCUCCGGCACCCACCCGGCAACGAAAUCUACCGCGACGAACAAUCUCACAUCUCGUUCUGGGAGAUCGACGGCAAGCGGCAACGUCAAUACUGCCGUAACCUCUGCCUCCUCUCAAAACUCUUCCUCGAUCACAAAACCCUCUAUUACGACGUCGACCCAUUCAUGUUUUACAUAAUGACCAGCAGCGACAACGUCGGACAUCACUUCCUCGGCUACUUCUCCAAAGAGAAACACUCCUCCGAGGACUACAACGUCGCAUGCAUCCUCACCCUCCCGCAACACCAACGCAUGGGCUACGGCAAACUGCUCAUCCAGUUCUCCUACGAAUUGUCCAAGAUCGAGAAAAAGACCGGGUCUCCCGAGAAACCCCUCUCCGACCUCGGGCUCCUCUCGUACCGCUCCUACUGGGCAGACACCAUCCUCGAGAAGCUGUACGAGUACAAGGGCGAGCUCAGCAUUCAGGAACUCAGCGAGGAGACGAGCAUCACACCUGAUGACAUCAUGCAUACCCUACAGGCACUGGACUUGAUCAAGUACUACCGUGGGUUGUAUGUGAUUUACUUGAGUCAGGGGAAUAUGCAGCACCAUGAGAAGAAUGUGGCGAAGAAUCGGACGAGGAUUGAUCCGGCGAAGUUGCAUUGGACGCCGCCGAAAUUUACCGCCAGUCAGUUGAGAUAUGGCUAUUGAGUGGAUUGAACGAGCCAAAUCCAAGACCGUCGGCAAGACGAAGGGGGAUAGGGCCAGUCAACCUAAUCAAAUCAACCCUCCCCUCGCCCAAAUACCCGUCCCCUGUCCCCCAAUCCCUAUCUCCUUUGUACAUUUUGUUCUUUAAUUUUUGGGCUACUGAAGUAGCGGAUGGAAAAUGAUUUUUUGUCCAUUAUGACUGUCCGUCGAAUGUAUCGGG